GGGAACCUGCCUGGACUGUACCGGGAGCCAGGGGCUGGUAGCACGUGCAGUGUCACAGCCCUGCAGUUGGACACACAGAUAAGCCGGCGGUGCCGUGGGAGGACGGGCGGCUGGAGGUCACUGGGAACAGUUAAAAGCAGUGAGGACGCCCAGAGAGACCCAUUCCCACGGGAUUCUGCCAUCCCGAGCGGAUCAGCGUGCUCUGACAGGAUGCUGGGCCUGGCUUUGGCCGUGGGGGUCCUGCUGGCCCUGGUGGGCUGCACGGCCACGGAGCACUGUGGUGAGUGGGAGAGGGUGGAGACUCCGGAGAGCCCGUGGAUGGGCCAGGGGAUCCCAGUGACCUUCCCUGACCUUCCCUCUCCUUCCAGCGGCCCCACAGGACCUGGUCUGCCGGUUGCUCCAGAGCAUGGAGGGCUCCAUCAAGCCCGGAGAGCCAUGACCUCAGGACAGGUGGCUCAGCACGUCCUCGCCCUCCUCUCGUCCUGCCAGGACCCCCGGCAGGUCCAUGCCCUGGGACAGACCAUCGACCUGAUCUCCAUCCUGCAGCAGAAAACGGAUGAGGAGAUGGCCGUGCUGGAGGACAAGGGCCAUCCCAAAACCACCCUGUUCAGCGUGAGCCUGGACACCACGGCCCUGUGCCUGGCCAGGGCAGAUGGGUACCGGGGACCAGCAGUGGCCUUGGCCAAGGAGGUGCUGAGCCCCAACAGCCCCAUCAGUGUGGACACCUGUGCCGUGGCGGUGCUGGCCCUGCUGUGCGCCCACGGCAACGUGGAGGACCUGGAGGUGCGGGAUCUGCACCACGAGGCAGUUUGGACGGUGACCAACGACUUCCUGGAUGAGCAGGAGGAGAGGAACGGCCUGAUCGGGAACAUCUACAGCAUGGGGCUGGCCCUGCAGGCACUGGAGGCCUCAAGGGACUUUUACGCCCCUCGGGACUGGGAUUGUGCCCAGGCCUUUGCCGUGGUGACCAACCACACCUUUGAGCUGCCCAUGGCCAUCGCCCAGGUGCUCCCGGCCCUCGUGGGCAAGUCCUACCUGGAUGUGGCCACGCUGAACUGCGGUGCCCCCACGGAUCUGUGCCCAAGUCGGGGGACACACAGGGUUCCCACAGGUAUGAUGAGCCCACCUGGAGCCUCCCAGACCCCACGGGAGUCCCAGGACAUCACAGUGCACUACUCCAUCACCAACAAACUCCAGGGAAUCCCCUGGCACUACAGCAUCUCAGUGACGGUCCCAGGUGACUCCACACUGCUCGAGGUGCUGGAGAGGGCGGAGGAGAUGGAUCCCGAAAACUUUAGCUUCAGGACAGAGCAGACAUCCUGGGGUCCCUUCGUGGUCUCCAUCCACGGGCUGGCUGGAAGUGACAAUGACAGGACCUACUGGCAGUUCCUCAGCUCUGGGAAACCUUUGGAUCAAGGGGUCGGAACCUACAAACCACACUCUGGGGAGCACAUCCAGGCCGUGUUCAGCACCUACUGAAGCCACCAAGAG
Molecule: messenger RNA, 1491 nt
Organism: Corapipo altera (White-ruffed manakin)
Lineage: Eukaryota; Metazoa; Chordata; Aves; Passeriformes; Pipridae
Product: gastric intrinsic factor-like
Exons: 8
Biological process (GO): cobalamin transport
Molecular function (GO): cobalamin binding
Source: RefSeq, a predicted model, not a curated record